Messenger RNA from Glycine soja, 2385 nucleotides. RefSeq names its product sodium/calcium exchanger NCL2-like. Gene Ontology annotation, cellular component: membrane. Bases 167 to 2305 code for a protein of 712 amino acids. Gene Ontology annotation, biological process: calcium ion transmembrane transport; intracellular calcium ion homeostasis. Gene Ontology annotation, molecular function: calcium ion binding; calcium:proton antiporter activity. NCBI's taxonomy places the organism in Eukaryota, Viridiplantae, Streptophyta, Magnoliopsida, Fabales, Fabaceae. The transcript has 9 exons. The record is from RefSeq and is a predicted model, not a curated record.
ACUGUGGAGCAAGUAAACCCAUUGCAUGACUUUCAAUUACUUGUUUUGUUUUAGUCAACUAGACGUUUAUAUAAUUUAUCCUUAUAGUCUAAAGCUCUAAAAAAAUCGCUUUGAGGAUUCUGUGCAUCCUAUUAUUGUUCCUUUGCUCAAUUUUCAGAAAGAAAAAAUGAUCAGAAACGUUUCCAAAACUCCAUACUUUAUCUUUCUCCUUGUAUUAGUAACAGUUGAGGUUCAAGGUCGCUAUCUGCCAGAGCGUGCCACCGAACUAGUUUCAGAUGGGGUUCAUAAUAACCUUCAACACAACGAAACUUCUUACUUAGUUCUCAAAGGAAUUGAUGAUGAAUCCUUUGAGGAACCCUGCAAGCAAAUGUACGGCUUCUUGCCAUGCACAAACAAUAUUUUUGGCCAUCUCUUUCUUAUUUUGGUGUAUGAAUAUUUGUUGUUCCAUGGAGAAUCAUAUUUGGCUAAAGGGGGUGAGCAAAUUUUCAAGAUUCUUGGUCCUGGUAUCUUUGGUGCUAGUGCUUUUCAGAUCCUUGGUGCCCUUCCAGAAUCCUUAAUUCUACUUGUUUCUGGACUUGUCAGCAAUAGGGAGAUAGCACAAGAAUAUGCCUUCAGCGGGGUUGGCUUAUUGGCUGGAUCAUCCAUCUUGCUUCUCACUGUAGUUUGGGGAAGCUGUGUCAUUGCUGGCAGCCAAGAAUUUGAGCAUGAUUCUCCCACUUCUAACUCUGCGCAUACAAGUCUUAAAGCUUUAUUGACUGGUUGUGGCAUUACUACGGAUUUGGAAACCAGUUAUACUGCAAGAAUCAUGGUUUGCUCAGUAAUACCACUUGCAAUCAUGCAAAUCCCAAAUUUAUUCCAAUUCUCUUCUGGGCUUAGAAGCGUGACCUUAGUAAUUGCCCUCCUUAUUACCUCCAUUUUUCUGUUCCUGUACUUCGUUUACCAGAUUUUUGAACCUUGGGUACAGAAAAGAAGACUAGAAUAUGUGAAACAUGAUCAUUUAAUAUUGAAGAUAUUGCAACAUGUUCAAAAGAACACCCUGCAAAGGAUCUUCACCAAGAAUGGGACUCCAAAUGUGAGUGCCAUAAGGCGAUUAUAUAGGGAAAUAGAUCAAGAUGGGAGCAGUGGUAUAUCAGCUUCUGAAGUGAAAGACCUUCUGCUAAAAAACAAAGUAACUGAAACAAAUUUUGAUGAGGAGAAAGAAAUAAAAGAGGUGUUAAAAGUUUUUGACCUGGAUGGUGACAAGAAAAUAAACAAGGAGGAAUUUGUCAGUGGCUUCACAAAAUGGCUUGAUCAAACAAAGCAUGCUUUAAAGAAACAGUAUUUUUCAAGGAAAUCACUCAAAGACAUUUAUCAGGCUUUUGGACCAUGGAUUGAAAACAAAAGAAAAGAACGUGAAGGAAAGAAACAGCUUAUAUUUGAAAUCUUAAGGCAUGUUCAGAGUGAUGUGGUUGGUAGCCUUCUCACAGAAGAUGGCAAACCUGAUCAACAUGCUAUCAGAGGGCUGUUUGAGAAAAUUGAUCGCAAUAGAGAUAACUUCAUUUCCCAGUCUGAGUUGAAAGAACUAAUCAUGAAUAUCAAAUUUGUUAAAGCAUCAAUGGAAGUGGAAGAAGCAGUUGCUUUAGUCAUUGAAGAACUUGACAUUGACAAAGACCGCACAAUUAAUGAGAAGGAAUUUGUUGCUGGGUUUGAGAAAUGGCUUAGCUCAACUUCAGCUCCUGCUCCUGUGUCAGAUUCUGAGUCUCAAGAAGAUAUGUUUCAGACCUGGGAAGAGGCUGACAUCGUAGUGGAAGAGAGGCAAAGCAAUGCAGUAGUUGAUAAAUCAAUAUGGGCAUGGAUUAAGGCCAUAACAUAUGUUAUGCUAGGAAUUGCUAUGCUAUCAAUUUUGGCAGAGCCACUGACAGAAAGUGUCCACAACUUCUCUAACAGUGCAGGAUUCCAUCCAUUCUUCAUGUCAUUUAUUCUAGCUCCCUUGGCCACAAAUGCUAGAGAAGCAACUUCAGCAAUCAAAGAAGCCAGCCAUAAGAAGCCUAGAACUACCUCUCUUGCCAUUUCUGAGAUUUAUGGAGGGGUGUUCAUGAAUAACAUUCUCGGUUUCUUUGCAAUCUCGGUUCUGAUCUUUGUGCGAGAAGUCACUUGGCAAUUCUCAGCUGAAUUGCUGGUUGUUGCAAUUGUUUGUGCAAUAACGGGCAUUACUGCAAGUUUUCACUCCAUUUUCCCUAUAUGGUCAUCCUUCAUUGCAAUUCUCUUAUACCCAUUGUCUUUGGUUCUGGUUUUUAUACUUGACCAUGUUCUCAAUUAUAAUUAACAACCCUAGAGUGUUGUGACCAAUUGAAAAAAUAUAUUUAUUUAUUUAUUUUGAGAAAUGAGAAUUUCAUUUUAGUUCAA